This is a messenger RNA of Caenorhabditis sp. 36 PRJEB53466, 9649 nucleotides long. NCBI's taxonomy places the organism in Eukaryota, Metazoa, Nematoda, Chromadorea, Rhabditida, Rhabditidae. The record is from the annotation of a GenBank genome assembly.
AUGCCUAGGCGAGAAGUUGGCGGCCGAAUUUUGCCAUUUGAGCCUGGAAGCACGCAGUAUGAGGACGACGAGUUCCGGGGGCAGCGGCGGAGACCAUGGAUGUGCUUCCGAAUCGGCGCUCUGACACAGGAGUUCACCACGGAAAACUUUAUGUUCGUUUUCAGAUUAUCUCAAAACUUGAUUACUGGAUUUUUAGUUGUUUCAUCGAUAAAGUGAAGUCGACGCUUCUUGAGAAGGGAAUUCUUCUGGACAGCGAUCCUCUCAAAUACACAUUUGUAGACAUCGAUUAUAGUUUGGUAACGAAUCAAUUUUGAAUUCUAAAAUUGUACAUGGUUCUACAGUUGAACACGGAAUUGAAAGGGGGUCUAGAAGAGUGCAAGAGGAAGUACGAGCCGGGACCGCUCUCCCAUCCGAUCGUCAUUCUCAUUCUUGAUCAAUACGGUAUAAAAGAUUUUCUUAACUAUUAAAAAGUAAUUGCCUACAGACAUUAAUCAAGUCGACGAGAUCAUUGAGACGUAUGUGAACAACACGAACUUCUUCAAGGUUUGUUCACAUUCGACGAAUCUAAAUACACGUCGCACAUUGUUUCUAGCUCGACGUCCCGGAAGCACUGGAGAUGAUCCAAUCGUACGAAUACGAGAAGCUUGAGUUAGUAAAAUCUUUCAAGAAAUUGCCAAUGUAUUGCUUUAUAGUGAGAUCUGCGAAGAGUUCGCUAAUUAUCUAAAGGCAUCGGAGGAUGUUGUGGAAAGCAUUGCGAUCAGAUGGCCGGUUGAGGAAAGGUGCGAGUUUUUUCCUAAAAAAUUUAGACAGAUUGUUUUUCCAGAAUUCCAACAUUCGGAAGCGCCUUCGAUGCUCCUUUAGCCAUGCCACCCGCACCUCGCCAGCACCGCGAUCAACGGUAUAAUCAAAGGCGAGUGAGCUGGUUAUCGACUUCUUCCGUUUCACACCUUUAUGUUGCCCGACGUUGCUUCAGCAUAAAAAUGUGAAAAGCGGUCUGCAGAUGCUUUGCUCUGUUUAAAGGCACAUAACCGUUUUGAUGCGAUGGUCCCGCAGCGAUAACCAUUUUCCACGCGGUAAAAGAGCGAACGACCUCGAGUUUGUUGCGUUUCUCUGUGCUUCUGUGUUUGGAAAAAAACAAACAAGCAUUUUUUUAAGCGAACUUUGGCCUACUUCAGAAUUAUGGGGACAUACAGCGUAUGUUUUCUCCCGUGUUUUUCGUUUUUUACAUCGCUGAAUUGAGUUUUGUCACGUAAAAAACGAAAAAAACGUACACUGAUUAACCCCAUAAGGUUUUUUUUUCAAAUAUAUCACUAACUUCAAGUUAUAAAAUAGUCGGUUUUUCCAAUUAAAACUAGUCAGUUUACAUAUCGCUGCGGAAAAAACGACGGCCGAAGAAUGCGGCACGAUUUUUAGGCCAGUCGAGUCGAGCAUUGUGAAAAUAGAGGAAAUUUUUUGAAAAACUGACGCAAAACGAGGGAAACCUAAAUUUUCGACUAUUGCUGAUUACCGAACUUACCUAACCAAUGUUCUAUCUUGUUUUUUACUUUGAUACGUCUAAAGCUUUAUUUACAGAAACUACACCGGUCAAAUGGACAGAUAUAAUACUUGUGAGUAAAUAAACAAUCGGUUGCUCAAUUUGUAGAAUAUUUCAGAUUCAAAAGCUCCUCCUGGUCUCCCGCCUCCAGGUCUUCGUAAAACGAACGGGAAAGAGAUAGAUGAUCCAAGUGUGAAAUCCCCAAAACAAAGGCAAAAACGCUAAUAUUUUCAGAUUUCCUUGAGCCUCCUGGUUUGGCACCGCCCAGAUCUCCUGCACUCUCAUCGAUUGAUGAUAUCUCAGAUAAUCAGUCAAUUCUAGGACCUCCGGGUUUGUGAGAACCGACAAGCUAUUUCAAUUUUAAGUUGUUGCAGGUCUACUUCCUCCACGAGAUCCGGGACUUGAUGUUCCCCCGAAUAUUCAACUAAUUACUCGCGCGUAUCCUGAAUACAGCCAGCCAGGCUCAGAAGCGAUUCGGCCUGGAAUAUCGGGCGUAGAAAUGGAAGAAAUUGAAGGCGACCAUCUAAUUCCUCUUCGAAGUAUUCAUGCUGCCCGAACGCAAGUGGAGGAUUCUGACGAUGAGCGUGGAAUUCCAUUCAAACAAAACUACAGUCUUAUGGUUGGAUUGAAAUUGCAUCAUUGUUUUUUACUCAAAUCGAUUUCAGGCAAAUCACAUAAUCGGAGAUAGACUUUACGAGCGAUUCAAACAGCCGUUCCGCAAGCUCACGAGCAAUCUCGACUUGUUGUACGUGAUUAACUACGCAGUGAGCACGAAGCAAAAGGACGCUCACUCGGCUAGCAAAACCAUCCUUGCCCACGCAUUUGCCAAUGGGUUUGUCACUAAUCUUUAGCCCGAAUGAAUUUCUUUCUCGUUCAGUCUCACGUUAAAAUUGAAGAAGGCGUUUCUGGAUCGUCCCUUUAGCCACGGAAAUUGGACGGAGGAUGCCGCUGAAAUGCUCUUCGAACUCAUCAUGAUGCACUUUUACGCGGCUCGGUUCAAAGGAGGAUUCAUGUUGACAAUCGAUUCAUAUGUGAGUUGAGCUCAAUUCUAAUUCGCUCUGAAACAGGAUCGUUUCAGCUGCUGUCGUGGAAUGAAAUUGUUGAAUCGUGGAAUAUCACCCCGAAAGAUCGCCUUCACGAAGUGCAUGUUACCUCUUCCGAAAUCGAGAAUCUGAAAAAAGUUGUGGGUCAAGUCAAGAAAUGGAUCUAUCAGGCGGAACAGUCUCUCAAUGAGCCUAUCUCAUACCCACCGGAAGACGAUCGACGCGGAGUUCCAUCUCGUAAUCAAGAAGGAAAUCAUUAUCCGAGACUCUCUGAACAACGUGCCACCGAAACCUACGGGCAACAGAGAGACACUUAUCACAAUGAUAGAAGAACUCGCGAAGGAAGACAAGAUGAGUACACACGUGCGAGCGGAAACUAUCCCCGUGAAGAGCGUAUUCGCGAUCACGGACACAAUCAACAAGAGACCUACUACGAGACUGGAAGAGAUGAAGUGGAUUUGGCUGCUGAUCGGAGACGUUAUGCCGAAGAGAACCAAGUUGAAUAUUCGAGAGACAACUCGUUGGGGUUUCAUGGCGAGAACGGUCACAUUGUUUGCAAGGACGCCGAAGUUUCCUUUCCGGGAUCCGAUAAAACGAUAAUCGAAAGAACAUCUCAUAACGAGACACUGAAGGACAAACAAACAGACGAAGAAACAUUCUCACCUGAUCAGCCAGUCGUGAACUCGGAUGAGAGAGAAAAGCAGAAGUACAAGUACAACGAGAAUGAUUAUCAUCCGCCAUGGAUGAAAUGCGAAUUGAUUGACCCACCGGACGACUUCAAAAUCUUGACGUCUGUUCCGAUUCUCGCUGACUACGUCAACCCCGUGGAGCCGUAUUUGCGUCGAAUUCGAGAAGAUGGAGUUUACAAGUCAGCCACGCAUUACCUCGAUGUUCAAUUCCGUCUCAUGCGCGAAGAUCUCGUCAGUCCGUUGAGAGACGGAUUGGAUAUGUAUCGGAAGAACGGAACCUGCAGAGGCAAUCGAAUCGAAGGAGUUCCUUGUUCGGACGUGUCGAUCUUCAACAUCGAACGAGUGGACGGAAAACAAGUGACCGAGAGAGAUGGACUGGAAAUGAGAGUCGCGUGGCCGUCGCAGUUCGACAUCAGCAGACUGUUGGAAAACGACAGAGAGAUGAAGGAACUCGGACUGAUGAUGCUCUCAAAUGAUCGUUUUACCGAUGAUUUCCAUCUGACUUACGUGCAAUCGUCGUUGCUCAACGUGAAAGGCUGCCUGCAUUUGGUGAUUCUCGAGGAGACGGCUCCAUUCAAACCGAACACGUCGUACCAAAUGGCACAGGGAACGAGUUACUUGCCGUCUUACAAGCACGUGCUCGAGAACUUGCGAAGGACCAACCCGUUUAAACCACUUCCGUUCGAGAGAUACAUUGUGCACGGAAAGAAGGAGAUCUUCCGUCCCGCCUUUCAGAGAGCCGAAAAAAACGAGGCGCAGUUGGCUGAAGAAAAAAGAUUGGAGGUGAGAGGCAUAAGAACUUCACAAUAAUCGUUGCCCUUUUCAGACGAUCUACGGUGAAAUCCGAUCUAUCGCCGUCGCCAACCGCUACAUGAAAGGAAAAUCGGUGCCGGGGGGAACGGAUGUUGGUGGCGAUGACGACGAUUACUACUACAAGUAUUUGCUCGAAAUGAUAAUGGGUUUGAGGAAUCAUUUCAGCUCGGCUAAUCGUUCGUCUUCCAUGCAAAAAGAGGAUGAUUUUGAGUACGAACAGUUGAAAGAGCCUAUCUUCAGGCCACAGUUGGGAGUGCCGACCAGAGGUAAAUUAUUCUGAUGCGACUUUAAUAGCCAUUCAUUUUCAGGAAGCGAUGAUCAAAUCUUGAUCGGCAAAAAAUGGUAUCGCAUCUCGCGAAUGCUCGACGACUUCCAUCCGACGUACCUCGAUGAAAGCCAGAGACUCGCAUACAUCCACACGAUGCGAAGCGAGUUUUCCAUCAUCCAAGGACCGCCGGGAACCGGAAAAACUCACAUAGGAGUGGAGAUUGUGAAGACGAUGCUGCAGAACCGAUCACACUGGCGGAUGACUGAACCGAUUCUGAUCGUUUGUUACACGAACAGCGGAUUGGAUAAUCUGUUGGAACGUGUCUGGCAGAUGAUAGAGGAUGACGAGGAGCUGUCGAAGGAUAACGGAAAACCUCGGAUGAUUCGGUACGGACGGAAGUGCGACUCCGAGUUUCUCAAAAGACGGGGUGUCAUGCGACAGCAAGUGAACGAUCAGUACAAAGGAAAUGUCUCGGAUCGGUUGCAAAGCGAGCUGAGCAAGGCUGGCGCCAACAAACGGAGGAAGAAUGAAGCCCUUUCAGUGUCCAGCUACACUCUUUACUGUUCCCGCAAGUAUGCUCUAGUUCAUUCCCUCUUUCCAAAAUACAUUUUUCAGUGAACUUCUUUCUUACGACAUUUUGUCGCGAGUAAUGGAUCCAAAUUAUCAGAAAGAAAUUGCCAUUUUUGCUAUGGAGCACGUAGAUACGAAGGAAUGCCUACUGAAUUCUGAUGAAGCUCUCGCAUGCUGGCUACUUGAUCGCGAUUUCGGAAAAGCGAGUAAAGCACAGAUGAAAAGAACGAACAAGAAGCAGAACAAGUUUACGGACGUUCCUGACGACUCUGACGACGAGAAAUCGGCGUUUUUGACUGUGGAGAACUCUGACGAAGAGGAUGAGUCGAAUAUGGACGAUGAGAAGAUUCUCGACAAACUGUUUAACAAAAUGAAUGUGAGUUUGAAACGAUUAACUUGGAAAGAACAACGUUUUCAGCUUGAGUGCUCCGGAAAAGAUGUUUUGAAUGCUGUCGCUGGAGGAGAAGAAGACGAGUAUUUGACGAAUUCACGGUGGGAGAUUGUUCAAGAAAACCAGCCACAAGUUGUUAUUCUCAUGGGGAGAAAGGAAAAGAACGUAAAUAAUUUAUAAUGCACAAUCCGACGUGAGAAUCACACAUUUAGGGUCUUCCUGUUGAUGAGCAGAUUGCGUCUCUCGUUAAAGAUCUGAAGGGAAUGAUUAUGGCCGCACCGCCUCUCCGGAAAGAGGAACUCAGCGACAUCAAGUUCAUCUUUAGUCUUGCACGACCGAAAAGAUGGGCUCUUUACAACACGUGGUGUUCUGCUGUGGUAAAAUAAAGAUAAAAAGAAGCGAAUCAUCAGAGCUUUUUUCAGAGAAAGCUCGUCAUCGAGAACUUGCCGAAGCAGAUUCAAGAAUAUCGGACUGCUUGUCAAGCCAUGCAGAAGGCGUACGAGGUGUUCGAUGCGGAAGUGAUGAAGAUGCCGAUGGUUGUUGCAGCCACGACGUCCGGAUGCUCACGACUUCGUCCUAUGCUCGAGAUGGUGAAGCCGCGCAUUCUGAUCGUUGAAGAAGCUGCCGAAGUGCUCGAAUCACACAUUCUCUCCGCGAUGGUCUCCAGCGUCGAGCAAGUUGUGAUGAUCGGAGAUCACAAACAACUUCGCCCGAAUCCGGCUGUCCACGAGCUCGGUUUGGAGUACGGAAUGAAUAUUUCGAUGUUCGAAAGGCUGGUUGAACGAGGCCUGCCUUACCGUCAGUUGCGCGAGCAGCACAGAAUGAACACCACAAUCACAGAUCUGAUUGUGAAGCCGUCAUUCUAUCCGAAGUAAGCUCAAUUCACUAUUGCCAUGACAAGAUGUGAUUUUCAGUGUGCAUGAUGCAGAAUCCGUCAUGGGAUACCCAGAUGUCGAAGGAAUGGAUAAGAAUCUGUUCUUCUGGACUCACAGUGGGAAAGAGGAGACUCCAGACGGCAUCUCCUGGCUGAACAAGUCCGAAGUGAACAUGGUUGCUGCUUUGGUUCAACAUCUUCUCAAGCAAGAUUACACAUAUAAGGACGUACGUUGGGAUAGCUAAUGUUGGCGAAUAACAAUCGGAUUUCAGAUCGUUGUGCUUGCUACGUACGCCGCUCAACGCAACUACAUGUACCGUGAGUACGGAUCCAUUUUCGGCUCUCCGGAUACGGCGCUCGUUCCGGUGGAGACUGUCGACAGCUAUCAAGGACGAGUAUGUCACUUUUCCUUCUAGUUAACGCAUUCAUAUUUUUUCAGGAGAGCAAACUCACAAUUGUCAGUCUCGUUCGUUCUCAUCGAGGAGUGCAAGAGAAUUUGGGCAUUGGCUUUCUCGCUGUUGCCAAUCGUAUCUGUGUGGCACUCACUCGUGCUCAGCAUGGUAUGUACAUCAUCGGAAACGGCGGAUACCUUCAGAACAACUCGACACUGUGGAGAAACAUCGUCAGGAACCUUGACAAUCACAAUCUCAUCGCGUACGCUCUGCGCCUCAAAUGCACGGCGCACGGCAAUAUGAUCAGAAUCAACGAGCCCGAUGAUUUCAAAACUUGCUCACCGGAAGGUGGCUGUCUCGAUGAAUGCGGUAUUCAAAAAGAAUGUGGCCACGUGUGCCGCCGGCUAUGUCAUCCGCGCAUCGAAGCAGAACACCGGCACCCGUGCGAGUAUCCGUGCUCGAAAUCAUGCAAAAACGAGGACUUCCGCCAUGCAUGUCCGAAAAAAUGCCACGAGGAAUGUGGAAAUUGCACGAUUUUCGUCGAAGUAAAGCUCGAUUGUAAUCACCUGAUCACGACCCCGUGUAGUCGAAUUUCAAUUGCAAGAUGCGAUCAAAAGUAUAAUCACUGAAUCACAGUUUUCAUUCAUUUCAAAUGUAACUUUUAGGUGCAACAACUUUCUGGAUUGCGGACACAAAUGUCCGAACAAUUGUGGUGCCCCAUGUGUCGAGGUUUGCCAGGAAAAGGUCACGAUUAGACUGAGCUGCAAUCAUACGAAAGUAGUUCCCUGCUGGGAGCGGAUGCAAGACAAAUUCGACAAACAGUGUGUGGAACGGUGCGAAGAACGUAUGCUCAUUUGUGCUCAUCAGUGUGCCGAGUUGUGUGGAGCACAAUGCACUGUUGAGUGUAAAGAAAUCAUAUCAGUCCUAUUGAAAUGUAAUCAUUGGCAAGAUGUGAUUUGUUCAAACGUUGGAGCCAACAAGGAUACGAGCCAUAUCGAGUGCAAGGUGGAGUAGUUAUGCAUAGGUGUUUUGAGUUGAGCGCCGGCCGAUCGGGACAGGCGAGUGGGAGGGGCCUGGUUCGGAAUAAAACUGCCCAAAUUACGCGGGCUGUAACAGGUUGCCAGGUUGCUUCAACUGUCUAAAUUACUUCUAUGGGUCAUAUUCGUUCAGUUUCCACUCAUUUGAACCCACUACAAUAAAACGAAGCUUGGCUAAACAUUUUUUGAAAAUUGUUGGUAUCCUUUUUCACAGGAGGAGGGGGUCCUAUGGUUGCCGCUGGUUCGGAAAUUUCAAUCCGAUCGCUAGAUCGGAAAAAAGUUUUGACGCUUCUCAAACAUCCAGCACCUAUGUAGUAAUGAAACAUCAUAUUUUGAGUAGAGUUGUUGCAGACCUUCGUUCCAUUGCCCUUGAAACCGUGUAAUCACACCGGACAUGUCCAGUGUGGCCAAGAUCCAUCAACAGAGUUCUGCGUGGAGAGAUGCAGGGAAGAGUUGAACGAAUGCAAACACAAUUGCGGAAACGAAUGCGGCAUUUGCUACAAAAGUAUUAUAAAUUUCAGAAAUACCAACACUCAAUCAAUUUCAGCUGGAAAGCAUGUUUGUCAACAGCGAUGCGAGAAAUUUCUUGAUUGCGGCCAUGAGUGCAGCGCCAAAUGUGGAGAAAAGUGUCCGCCGUGCAGAUCGUUCUGCAGCAACAUGUGCGAACAUCAAAGCUGUGGAAUAGGAGAAAAAGGAUUCGGCCGCGAAUGCAGCAAUAUCUGCUCCUUGUGCGUCUCGAACUGUUCCAACAAGUGCAUGCAUCGCAGUUGUACGAAAUAUUGCUACGAAGAAUGUGAUGUGAAGACUUGCACAGAGCCAUGCUCCGAAAAGCUGAGAUGCGGGCAUGCUUGUCUUGGAAUGUGCGGCGAAAUGUGUCCAAGUGAGAAAACGACAAUAAAAACAAUAUUUUUAGUCGUCUAUUUCAGAAAUCUGUGGAACUUGUGAACGGGAGAAGUACGUGGCUUGUGUGUCGAAUAUGGAUAAGAGUUCGCAGAAAGUGCAUCGUCUUGUUAUGAAUCCAAAGUGUCAUCACAUUUUCCCAGUUGAAGCCCUCGACGAAUUGGUGAAAGCGCAGAAGGACGCUGGCAAGCAGCUACGAUGCCCGAAAUGCAACGCAGUCAUCACUGGUGUGCAGAGAUAUGCAAAAUACACUAAGAAGCGAAUCAUAGACAUCAAUGUGGUAGGUCAACAGAACGUUUCAUUCUGAAAUAAUCGCAUUUCACUUCAGCGGAAGUUGAGGAAAAUCGCUUGUACGGAAAAAGAAACGACGGACAUAAUGAUAGUAAGGAUUCGCGAAGAUGUGUCUGAAAUCAUCAGGAAGAUCGAGAACGUGAUCGGCACUCAAAACAAGCGCAGCGAAAGCUUCACAGUUCUGCAAACGUUUAAGACUAACGUUCAAGAUGUCACGAAAAGGCUACUAACCUCCCCAAAAACGACGACAAUAACAAGUGGAAGCUACAACACUACUCAAAUCUCACGCAUUGCUUCCGUGCGGCUGUCGAAAUGCUCAAUACGGCAAACAUCAUUAAACUUCAACGGAAACAGAUCCCGCCGAAUGUCGACAUGAUGAUUGGGCAGAUGUUCCCUGAAUCAAUAUUGUCGAGAAUGGUAACCGAGUUGAAAGAAUUGAACAAAUUCAUGAAAAACCACAUAUCAUCCGUCCUGCCGGGAGUUGUGAUGCCAACAGUGCGACUGCAACUAGCCAGAAUGACGGUUCUGUACGAGGUGUGUGAUUUUUCCAACAGUCGAUUGUUAUUUUAUCUUUUUCAGUUGGCAGUUAUGUGCAGCGCACUGAAAUCCAUCUCGGCGGGUAUGUCUGAAGACCAUGCUAAAGCCAUCGGAAAGUCCUGCAAGCAAUUCUACUUUGGCGAUGAAAGACAAAGCUUGGAUGUGCAUAUGGGUUCGAUAGAAUGCUUUGUUUGGUGCUCAAAACUCUGUUUCAGAAGAGUUCGAAAAGCUUCUUCUCAACGUCGUUCCCAAAAUCGGAACUAUGUCAUCGUUUUCCACGUGGAAGAAACUCAACUUGCCAAAAUUCUAA